CGCAUCACUCCUUUUUGCAGCCGAAGUCACUCUCUCUUUUGCGAAUUUCCGACCACAAGAUUCCUGGCGAACCAACAGUCUCUCCUUUGACACCAAGCCACAGACACUAUUCUACCCCGUCACCGCCCAUCUGAGAAACCCAUCACCUACCACCCAAUAUGGCGUACUCUCAACAUGACGACUCUUACUUCGUGGAGUCUGAAGAACCUCAUCACAGAAUCACAGCCCAAGAAGCAGCACGAAUGAUGGCCCGUCAACGGCAAGACAUCAUUGGCGUUGAGCUAUCACGAUUAGCAGGCGAUGAGUACCUCGAGGAUAUCAUGCAGCAUAUGCGACAAAUGGAGGAUGAGACUCUACCAGAUGCUUCCCUCAUCGAUAUGCAACGCGAGAUUCAGUGGUUCAUGCGACCUUACUUGAUCGACUUCCUCAUCGAGGCCCAUGCUGCCUUCGGCCUCCUCCCCGAGACUCUCUUCCUCACUGUUAACCUCCUCGAUCGAUACUGCUCCAAGCGAGUGGUGUAUAAGCAACACUACCAGCUAGUUGGAUGCGCUGCGCUACUCAUCGCUGCGAAGUAUGGUGACAAGAAGGACCGCGUUCCUCAGAUUCACGAACUCAACAACAUGUGCUGCGGACUCUAUGAUGCUGGCAUGUUCACACAAAUGGAGAUGCAUGUCCUCAACACCCUCGAUUGGAUCAUUGGCCACCCCACCGUCGACUUCUUUUCGCAACUAAUGGUAGCAGAGGAGGGUGACGAUCAGGAGGUUGCGCACAUGGCCGCCUAUCUGUGUGAGAUUGCCUUGUACCAUCGCGAUUUCGUUUCCACCAAACCUUCCGUUAUGGCUCGCUCAUCUCUGGCUCUCGCACGAGCUAUCCUUGGCCGCUCUGAAGUUAACGAUGGAGGUUGGGACCAGACAGAGAACGUUACUUUGAUCACAUUGUCGCACCACCUUCAUCAACCCUCGCCUACACUUGCGCGCAAGUACUCAACAACAGGUUUUUCUCGGGUGUCGCAGAAGCUGGCCGAGUUCAUGGCUGAGCAAGCUGCGAUCGCCCGUCGAGCUGCUAACCCAGCUACUCCCCUAGCCGAACCCAUCAACAAGCACACGAGCAACAUCUACAGCACUCCCCAAAAAGGACACAGCGCGAUGGGGUUCGAUGGUUACCUAACACCCCCGAUCACCCCUGACGGUAACUCCUUGAUUGGCAACCACAACAUGGCAAAGGAGUCUCACGGCUUACCUCCUCGAUGCCCGGUCACACCAACACCUCCACACCAUGCGGCAGUAUAUGGUCAACACCAAUACGUCGGAUACGUUAACCAGCAUGGCAUGAACCAAUAAUGCUCUUCAUGACAAGAUAUUGAAUCGACGAUUCGACCUUCGACGUUCACACAUGUACAUCAUCGUGGCUUCUACACUAUCUUUCCAACAUUCUAUUACUUGUUCGAAAUCAUUGCAUGGUCGCACAACAGAAUGAUCUUUCACAUAUGUUUUGGCAUUUAGCGACUGCUUUCAAUUCCCUUGCGAUUCAACAUUUUCUCCUCAAUAUCAAGUCUAGCGGCACCAAAAAAAGGAACACGCGGAUCAUACCCUUUUUUUCAU
Molecule: messenger RNA, 1601 nt
Organism: Fusarium oxysporum Fo47
Lineage: Eukaryota; Fungi; Ascomycota; Sordariomycetes; Hypocreales; Nectriaceae
Product: cyclin-like protein
Exons: 2
Coding region: 159-1340 (393 amino acids)
Biological process (GO): regulation of cyclin-dependent protein serine/threonine kinase activity; mitotic cell cycle phase transition
Cellular component (GO): centrosome; cytoplasm; nucleus
Molecular function (GO): cyclin-dependent protein serine/threonine kinase regulator activity
Source: RefSeq, a predicted model, not a curated record